AUGUCGCGCGAGAAACGGCCAGCCUCCGCCUCCUUCGGGACCAGCCAGCUAGUCAAGAGACAGAAGUCCGAAGCCAACCUGAACGAUGGCACAGUCGCGCGAGUCAACGGCAGCGCAGGCGGUGCGCUCGUCAAAGGGGCACACAGCAAUGCGGCACUACAGGCGCAAGUCAUGGAGUUGAGCGGCCACUCCGCUGAAGUCUUCUGCGCUCGCUUCGAUCCCACUGGCGCACACAUCGCAUCGGGCGGUAUGGACCGCAACAUCCUCCUAUGGAACGCGACGGGCGAUUGCGCGAAUUAUGGCAUCCUCACGGGCCACAAAUCCGCCGUGCUCGAUCUGCAGUGGUCGCGCGACAGCCAGGUCAUCUACUCCGCCAGCGCAGACCAGCACCUCGCGAGCUGGAAUGUAGAAACCGGGGAGCGCAUCAGACGCUACGUGGGCCAUGAAGAGGUGAUCAAUUGUCUGGAUGUGAGUAAGAGAGGGGAGGAGUUUCUCGUGUCCGGCAGCGAUGAUGGAAGCAUAAGCGUGUGGGACCCGAGACAGAAGGCUGCAAUCGACUACAUUGAAACCGACAUGCCAGUCACGGCAGUGAGUCUGGCGGAAGCAGGAAACGAGCUGUAUUCUGGUGGCAUCGACAACGACAUCAAAGUCUGGGAUCUGCGGAUGAAGAAGACUACAUACACGCUACCUGGCCACACCGACACCGUCACAUCACUCGCGGUUUCGCCGGAUUCGCAAUCUCUGCUCUCCUUUUCGCUCGACAACACGGCGCGGACGUGGGACGUUCGACCCUUUGCUCCUCAGGACCGUCAAAUCCGAGUUUUCGAUGGCGCGCAAGUAGGCCUGGAACAGAAUCUGAUUCGGGCUUCGUGGGAUGCGGAAGGCAAGCGCAUUGCGGCUGGAGGAGGAGACGGGACGGUGACGGUAUGGGAGAGCAACGGCGGAAAGAUGCUGCAUAAGCUGCCAGGCCACAAAGGAACCGUGAACGACGCUCGCAUCUCGCCGGACGGCUCGUUGAUUUUGACCGCCAGCACCGACCGGACCAUGCUCCUUGGUGCCCUCCCACGAUGA
Molecule: messenger RNA, 1071 nt
Organism: Neohortaea acidophila
Lineage: Eukaryota; Fungi; Ascomycota; Dothideomycetes; Mycosphaerellales; Teratosphaeriaceae
Product: WD40-repeat-containing domain protein
Exons: 4
Coding region: 1-1071 (356 amino acids)
Cellular component (GO): catalytic step 2 spliceosome
Molecular function (GO): RNA binding; protein binding
Source: RefSeq, a predicted model, not a curated record